This is a messenger RNA of Loxodonta africana (African savanna elephant), 1720 nucleotides long. Its product is annotated as olfactory receptor 4B1-like. Bases 84 to 1022 code for a protein of 312 amino acids. The record is from RefSeq and is a predicted model, not a curated record. The transcript has a single exon. Gene Ontology annotation, cellular component: plasma membrane. NCBI's taxonomy places the organism in Eukaryota, Metazoa, Chordata, Mammalia, Proboscidea, Elephantidae. Gene Ontology annotation, molecular function: G protein-coupled receptor activity; olfactory receptor activity. Gene Ontology annotation, biological process: G protein-coupled receptor signaling pathway.
UGUUGUAAGUGAGAUGAAUUGGUAUUACAGUUUUUAUUUGUUUUAUUGCAGCUCUCUCACUCCUAGGCAUCUAGCACACCUGAAUGGGAUCCAUGACCAGUAAAAAUAAUGUGACUGAGUUAAUUAUCACCGGCCUUUUCCAGCAUCCACAGGUGCAGAGAGUAUGUUUUGUGGUGUUUCUUCUCCUGUACCUGGCCACGGUGGCGUGCAAUGGCCUCAUUGUGUUGACAGUCAGUGUCAGCAAGAGUCUGCGUUCCCCCAUGUACUUCUUCCUGAGCUACCUGUCCCUGGUGGAGAUCAGUUACUCUUCCACUGUUGUCCCUAAGUUCAUCACUGACUUACUUAUCAAGAUCAAAACCAUCUCCUUGGAGGGCUGUCUGGCACAGAUAUUCUUCUUCCACUUCUUUGGUGUGACAGAGAUUCUCUUGCUCACAGUGAUGGCUUAUGACCGCUACGCGGCCAUCUGCAAACCCCUGCACUAUACAACCAUCAUGAACCAGGCUGUGUGUCACCUUCUGGUGGCUGGCUGCUGGCUGGGGGGCAUAAUUCACUCCAUGGUUCAGAUCCUUGUCACUGUCCAAUUGCCCUUCUGUGGCCCCAAUGUAAUUGACCAUUACUUCUGUGACCUCCAUCCCCUAUUCAAGGUUGCCUGCACCGAUACCUUUGUGGAGGGUGCUAUUGUGUUGGCUAACAGUGGCUUAAUCUCUGUUAUAUCUUUCCUCAUCUUGGUAUCUUCUUAUGUUGUCAUCUUAGUCAACUUGAGGAAUCAUUCUGCAGAGGGAAGGCGCAAAGCUCUCUCUACCUGUGCCUCCUACAUCACAGUGGCCAUCUUGUUCUUCGGACCUGCCAUCUUCCUCUACAUGAGGCCAUCUUCCACCUUCACUGAGGAUAAACUGGUGGCUGUUUUUUACACAGUCAUCACUCCCAUGCUGAACGCCAUUAUCUACACACUCAGAAAUGCAGAGGUGAAAAAUGCUAUGAGAAGGUUAUGGGAUAAGAAGGUGAACUCAGGAAUAGAGUGAAAAUGAAAACAUGAAAAAACAAAAUACAACAAAAACAAAAAACAACUCACAAACAGGGUGAUCAACUUUGCGAUAUGAUUUUAGCCAGCCAUGAAAGAAGAGAGAAAAAGUUAACCUGUUUAUAUUUUUCUUUUUAUGUUAGGUGAGCUAUGUUUACUCCAUGGUACCAGUUAAAGCCCUGUCGUAUUUGUCAACAUUUUGGAGAAUUUCAGAUAUUAGGUUACUUUCCUUCUUUUCUUCAGUAGUCUAUAGUGCAAAGUGCAUAGGUUUUAGGGAGAGGUCACCUAGACUAGAACCUCCACCCUAUUGUCUACUAACUGUGUAAUCUUGGAUUCAUUCACUUCACCUCUUGGUGUUAGCAUGCUGUGGUAUGUGGAAAUAUUGUGACACUCAGAGACAGAGGGUCAUGUAUUCCUUUGUUUCUCCUUACUGGUGGGACUUUGAGGGAGUCCCAAAAAGUCUCCUCUGCUUCAUUUGGUGACUCUACCCCAUUAACCUGCUUCCAAAUGCCUGAAAUUCCAUAGUAGGAACUUCAUUUCAUGGGUAAGGGGAAUUGUUAGACUCAAAUGUAUCUGGGAGGCAAAAUACAAUAAAACUUUAGUAAACAUUAAUAUCUUAGCCACAACAAUUUUAUAAGACCCUUCUGUUUCUAUGCACUGAGGUAAAGAGAGCAAUGCAGUCAGAAAUACAUUCAGUUA